AUGGCAGCUUCAGGACCUCCAGGCCGAGGCAACAUGCCUCAGGGAAUAGGGUCAGGUGAUCCUGCCAGUGGUGACUCCCAGCAGAACCAGAGCUUGAUUCAGGCCCGGCCACCUCCACGUAAUCAGGAGCUGCAGAUAUCUUCUAGCACCAUGGAUUCUUCUGAAAACCAGACAAUGGCUGUGGUCAUCGACCCUCUGUCUACUAACCGGUCGGUCACCUCUUCGCAGCCUGCUUUUUCCGAUAAGUCUGAAAAUAAGCUAGAGUCGACUCCGAAGAGUAGAGGAAAUACCUUCGGUUCCCUUGCUACAAAGCGCAUUCAGCAGGAGCUCCUUGAAUUGUCUCAAGACCCCCCAACACUGUGCUCUGCAGGCCCAGUGGCAGAAGAUAUAUUCCACUGGCAAGCCACCAUCAUAGGGCCUGAGGAUACCCCUUACCAGGGAGGGGUCUUCUUCCUCUCCAUCCACUUUCCAGUGGAUUACCCGUUCAGGCCGCCCAAGAUCACAUUCACAACAAGAAUUUACCACCCGAACAUCGGCAGAAGCGGCAACAUCUGUCUAGAUAUCUUGAAAUCCGAGUGGUCACCGGCGCUGACGAUCUCCAAGGUAUUGCUGUCCAUCUGCUCCUUGUUGUACAAUCCCAACCCGGAUGAUCCUUAUGUUCCUGAAAUUGCGAAGGUCUUCCGUAGUGACAGGAUGAUAUUUAACAAAACCGCUCGGGAGUGGACUGAGAAAUAUGCCAUGUGA
Perognathus longimembris pacificus (Pacific pocket mouse) is the source of this 744-nucleotide messenger RNA. RefSeq names its product ubiquitin-conjugating enzyme E2 2-like. NCBI's taxonomy places the organism in Eukaryota, Metazoa, Chordata, Mammalia, Rodentia, Heteromyidae. The coding region runs from base 1 to 744 and encodes 247 amino acids. The record is from RefSeq and is a predicted model, not a curated record. Gene Ontology annotation, molecular function: ubiquitin conjugating enzyme activity. Gene Ontology annotation, biological process: protein polyubiquitination; ubiquitin-dependent protein catabolic process. Gene Ontology annotation, cellular component: nucleus. The transcript has a single exon.